Peronospora matthiolae is the source of this 252-nucleotide messenger RNA. The record is from the annotation of a GenBank genome assembly. NCBI's taxonomy places the organism in Eukaryota, Oomycota, Peronosporomycetes, Peronosporales, Peronosporaceae.
AUGCAUGGAAUUUGCUACAAGCCAAGUGUGAAGAUCGACUUUCGUGGUUAUUCGGACGCAGACUGGUCCGGCGACCUUACUGAUCACAAGUCAACGUCUGGCUACGUCUUCAUACUAUUGGGUGCUCCGCGGAGUACAUUGCGCUUGAGUCUGGCGACUCAAGAAGGCAAGUGGAUCCACUGCUUACUAUGCAAGAUCAUGGCGGCUGCUAACGAGUACGGACCCGAGCUCAUGAUCCGUGAAGACAAAUAG